Messenger RNA from Ananas comosus (pineapple), 558 nucleotides. RefSeq lists its product as uncharacterized. Bases 1 to 558 code for a protein of 185 amino acids. NCBI's taxonomy places the organism in Eukaryota, Viridiplantae, Streptophyta, Magnoliopsida, Poales, Bromeliaceae. The record is from RefSeq and is a predicted model, not a curated record. The transcript has a single exon.
AUGCGACAACGCUGGUCGUUAGAAUUGUUAAAGGAUUAUGAUGUUACUAUUCUAUACCACCCAGGAAAGGCUAAUGUCGUGGCAGAUGCGCUGAGUAGAAAGUCUGUGGAGAACUUGGCCAUGGCGAUUACACAUCAACCGUCGUUGUGGAAUAAAAUACGGCGGUUUGAUCUUGAGGUUGUAGCUCCAGAGAUGCCAGCUAUUCUCGCCACUCUAGUUGUUCAACCGACUUUGUUGGAAAGAAUUAAAGAUCGACAAUCUUUAGAUCCAUAUCUCCAAAAGGUGUGGUGUGAGGUUGAGAGCGGGCGUGGUGAUGAUUUUACAAUGGGAUCUGACGGUGCACUUCGGUUUCGAAACCGUUGGCGCAUACCCAAAGACGAGGAGAUUCAGAGGGCUAUAUUGCAGGAAGCUCAUCAAUCGCCUUAUAGUGUAAAUCCAGGUGGCACUAAACUGUACAAGGAUCUUAAAGUACAUUAUUGGUUGCCUGGGAUGAAGAGGGACAUUGGACAGUUUGUGGCGCAGUGUCUGACCUGUCAGCAAGUUAAAGCUAAACGCUAA